CUAAACUAAUUGUUUAUUGCCAAUCUCCUUUAAAAUAUUGGUAUCUUUUUUCAGCUUGUAACAGUCCUCUUGGUUUGGAAAAUGGAAGCAUUACCGACAGCCAGCUUUCAGCCUCUUCCCACAGAGCGUACAUGUAUGUUUCCAGACUUAGCCGCUCAUACAAUAUGGAGGCGAAACAUGGCCGCUUGAAUAACAAGCUUGCGUGGUGUGGUCUUGGUCCGUUCAAAGAUAUUCGUCCCGUCUCGUAUUUCCAGGUUGAUUUCGGCGAAGUGGUUAAUGUGACCGGUCUUGCAACACAAGGAUUUGAUAAUUUCAAUUCAUAUUAUGUCAAGACUUAUGAACUUGGCUUCAGUUUGAAUGGCAGUGAUUGGUUCAAUUACAGUUCGCCUAAUAAGGUCGGUACAAGGGCAGGGCUGCCUCGAAAGGGGAGGGCGUUUGGGGCGCUAACCCAUUUAGUUAAACCAACUACUGACUGAGUAUUUUUUGUCUGUGUCUAAACAUAGUGUCCUUUACACGCGUAAAAAUCUCACAUCUUGUAGCAAGUUUGCCAACAAGCUGUCAACAAGUUGUGUUCGCACUGCUUGUCCAAAGUUUUUAACAAGUUUGGAACAAGCUGUUGACAAAGUUAUAACAACCUUGUUGAUAUUAUCAGACUUGUUGCUAGGUUGUUCCAACAAGUCUGAUACAAUCAUGAUCUAACAAUAUUGUUACAACUUUGUGUCGUCAACCUUGUAACAUUCUUGUUAGGGACGGACCAUUAGAUAUUUGAGGGGGUGGUUGCAGCUUUUUUCCUUGCAGGAUUUUUUUUUGGACGCACAUGUUGUGCACGCUUUUUUUUCCGUUUAACGCUUGCAAGAAUUUUUUUAUUUGUAGUUUUUAAUAGGGGCGGGUUACAAUAUCGUUGAAAGAAAAUUUGAUAGUGUAAACAAGCCCUUUCGACAGCUGUGACUGCUCCGUUUCCGGCCAGUGGCGUAGCCAGACCUUCAUUUUUGCCUCUGCACGCCAUACAGCCCGUAUGCCCGUUUGCAGGUUUUGUCGCCUUAAUUUUUCAAACUCCUGUGCCUUCACAAAUUUGGAAGCUUCGCAUAAUGAAAUAAUGGGUGAUCAUCAGGAUUGUCACGGCAUUCUAUGUUUUAUAUCCAGAAGUUCCAAAUAGGGAAUUGGAGUUUACUCUCAUAGGAUGGAUGCUUGCACGAAUUUUUUUUUUCAAGUUUUCUUCUCGCACGUUUUUUUUUAAGGAUAAAGGCUUGCUCGAAUUUUUUUUUUGAUUUCUGCAACCACCCCCUCAAAUAUCUAAUGGUCCGUCCCUUAUAUCAUGACUGUAUCAGACAUGUUGGAACAACCUUGUAACAAGUCUGAUAAUACCAUCAAGCUUGUUACAAGUUGUUAACAGCUUGUUCCAAACUUCUUACAACAACAACUGGGAACGAGCAGUACGAACACAUUUCCUUGACAGGCUGUGAUAUUUUUGCGUGGGUAGUUGACUAUAGUCUUCAGUUCAGGGAAGUAGUCUGUCAAGUUUGUUGGGCUUAUAAUUAUAUAGUGGAAUAUACGUGUUAGAGUUGCCUUCAAAUUUUCAAGUUGCAAACCCUCGACAAAUUUCCAGCGGCUGUUUGCCAUUUUUCGGCGAAUGGUGCUCGUGCGCUCGAGUAUUUUUGCCGCCACUCCGCUACCAAUUAGCCAUUCCGAAGUUGAUGAGUGGACUGGGGACGAAUGUUAAAAAGUGCCCAAAUUUAGAAAUGAACCAAAUCACUAAAAAGACCACCUCAAAAUUAGUAAGUAUACAAAGUUUGAAGACGCGCGUCCCCAAAACAAUCUUUUAAUCAGCAAUUUCACAAUUUUCGAAAGCUUAUUAUUCGAAGGGUAUUCAUGUAAACGUCUUCAAACUUUGUAUACUUACUAAUUUUGAGGUGGUCUUUUCAGCUAUUUGGUUCAUUUCUUAAUUUGGCCACUUUUUAACACUCGUCCCCAGUCCUCUCAUCAACUUCGGAAUGGCUCAUACUCCUCAACAUUUCAUUUACAUUGAUAGUUGAAGGGUCUUAUCGAGUGUUAAUUUAUAUACAUUUAUUAGACUUAACCAGGAAAAAUGCAACUAUAGAUCCCUGGCAGGAAUAGAACCUGCGAUCCCGGUGCUGCGCUCUAACCAAAUUAGCCUGCGAACAGGCUCUCAAGCUGAAUUGAGAGCCUGCAUCGAUGACUAAUGAAUUUGAAUAUCUGCGUCUCAAAUCAUGACGCGAAAUUCUCAUUGGUCAGAUGCUAUAAUUUAUAUUAUUCCGCUGAGCUCUAUAUAUGUCAACUGCUAAGCACUAUGGAUAAAAAACACAUUAACUGAUCAAAUUGGUCUUGGCCAUCUUAUCUCAAAGCACGAAAUGUUCUGUUUUGAGAAAACAGUAUUUAAAACAUUUAAAGUUUUGCUUCAAUAUCUUAUAUUUCGAAAAACAGUAUAAACUGUACGGUCUAAAUUUAGUUUGCAUGGUCUAAAUUUAGUUUGCACGAAAGUUGUAAACAACACCAUAUAAGGAUAGACAUUCCAUAUUUGGAAAAACGAACGUUACGGGGCAGAUAUUCAAAUUCAUUAGUCAUCGAUGCAGGCUCUCAAUUCAGCUUGAGAGCCUGUUCGCAGGCUAUAACCAAAUGAGUUCAUGCACCAGAAUUGCAGGAUUACAGGUUCGAUUCCUACCAGGGACCUAUAGUUGCAUUUUUCGCAGCUGUUCCUGGUUAGGUUUAAUAGGCCCGUUUCAGACGGCGUACUUCUCAUGUGCCGAACUUAAUUGAUGAAUUAGGUACGGCAGAAGAGCGACGUAUGAAUCAAUUAAGUACGGCAGAAUUUGGAGCGGCAAAAGUUCGACACAAGUUCGGCAGAGCUUGUCGCAUUAUGCGACGUUGGAGCGACAUUGAUUCAUACGCCGCUCCACUCAUGUGCCAAACUUAACUCAACUUUAGUCUAAAAAUAAACUUAUUUAUUUUGAAUUUUAUUGAGGUUUCGCUGGCGAAUGCGCCCCAACCUUGUCAAUAACAUUGUAUUUGGUACGCCGUUUGAAUCACUGCCAUUCUUGUGUCGCAUCUAAUACAAUUAAGUUUGGCACAUGAAGAGUACGCCGUCUGAAACGGGCCAUAGAUGUAUAUAAAUUUCCACUCGAUAAUUUCCAUUAGCAAAGCCUUCAACAUUUAAUCGAGCGAGACGCCAACAAAAUUUUGAUAUCAUCAACUGUUACUCUCUGUUUGCGAUCUUUUAAGAAAUCUAUCAUCCAAUUUAUGAUGUACGGGUUAAAAGGCAAUUUCUUAACUUUUCCAAAUAGUAUGUCGUGUGGGACACUGUCAAAAGCCUUGCUAAAGUCAAAUGAUAGUACUCUAAGGGGACAUGACUUUGAGCUGCCCUUAGUAAGAACUGAAAGAUUUAAAAAAUCUUUUGUAAAUAGAUGUCUUUUCAAUUUUAUCUAGUGCAUGAUACAUUUUAAUAAUUUUUACCAAUACUGUAGAAUUUUACUAGUUUUAUUAAAUUAUUGAUGUAAAUAAUUAACGUAAAAUAGACUAUAUACUUUAUUUUUAUAAUUUCAUGUAAACUCGGACCUGUGUUUCGAGUAUUGAUUAAUAAAGACUAUUAUUAUUAUUAUUAUUAUUAUUAUUUACCCCAUUUACAUCAAUACAUACGUUUGUCACAUGUAGGUAUGGCAAGGGAACAUGGAUGGUGACACUGUGAAGACGAAUCAUUUUAACAAGUCAUUCCAAACUAGAUAUCUCCGUAUCUUACCUGAGAAAUAUAGCUAUCAUCGUUGUCUCCGUGUUGAGGUUUAUGGCUGUCGCCUGGGUGAAGAUGGUAGGAAUAAUGAAGAAUUUGGAAAUAUGUUAAUUAAAUGAUGAACAAUUGAAUCGCAAUUAUUUAGCCUGAUUAUAAUUACUAUAAUUUAGCCUGACACAAACCUUAAUCUGAUUGCUCCCCACCACCCACAAAAAGGUUUAUAUUUAGCUAUAGUAUUCAUGAGCACGUUCAUGCAUAUAUAUACCAAAAUCUGGUAUACUUCAUGAGCAUAUGCAUGCUCGCAGAUAUAUCAAAAUCCAGUAUACUCAUCAGCAUGCUCUUAUAUAUAUUAAAAUCCGGUAUUCUCAUGAGCAUGCUUAAAUAUAUAUAUCUAUACCAAAAUCCAGUAUACUUAUGAGCAUGAGUGAGUAGAAUGGCUGUAGAAUGGCUGUUGCAUUCACAGACUUUUCAGCAUGGCAUGAUGAAUUUUCUUUUUACAGUACCAGUGGCAACAAGUUCAGUAGCAAAAGUGGUUGCCACGCCAACAGUUCCCAUGUCAACGAGAUUGGUUGCCAAGGCAACAACAGUUGCAACAACCGCACAGAUUACAAAUACACCAACUGUAGAUCCAGCCAGUCAAGGUAUGUUAGCUUUGGAUUAGCCUCCUCCGCUGGCAUUUCUAUGAGUUUUAGCCUGCGAAUGGGUGUUCGAAAAAUUCCCCAGGUAAAGUGCCUGCGGAGGAGGCUAGCUUUGGAUAUGGAUAACCCUAGUGCCUUUGUCGAGUUUCCACUGUGGAUUCUUAAAACCAGGAAUCUCGAGGGCUCAGCCCCCCCUCCGCCAAACUGAAAGAAGAUUAUAGCAGGGGUGGGGGGCAAGCCCCUCUGAGCUCCUCUUCCACCAUUACCCUUGCUUGUAAACCCUAAGGCCUGUUUCAAACGUCGCAUUUUGCGUGUGUCACAUCCAGUCGCUUGAAUUGUGUGCUGAACAGUUGGGCUUAAAAUAUUCUUACAACAGUUAUUUAAAUUUCUGAGUACAGUACCGCAAGGUACGAAGGAUAGAUAGGUAGAUUGUUUAGAAAAGAUUAUGUUAAUUAUUUACUUACAAAGAUAAUAGAUUAAUAUAUUACAUUAUUAGUGAAGUUAAAAAUUCAAAACUAAUGGUAAUUUACAAUGGUAGACAUACAAGGAAUGAAUGACUUAUUGAAGCGAUCAGUAUACUACAAAGCGGAAUGUUAAAAUGGCGAAUACGUCUUAAAUUUUAUUCAGGCUGAUACUUUGGAGGGACUAGAAAUUGAAUUAAAAGUUUUUAAUUUGUAGUACUUUUGCAGUUGUUUGUAAUAGAUUCAUCAUACUUUCAUACUUUCUCCUGAAAGAUGUUCUUUGAAUGAUCUUCGGUAUGAAGCUUUACCGUCAUUGCAGGCAACGCCCAAGCCGAAUUGUAUUGCACACAUGCAAAAUACGACGUUUGAAUCAGGCCUAUAAAUCAAUAACGAAUAACCUAGUAAAUACAGGGAUGGAUCCAGCAUGAUCUGGUAGGGGUGCUCUGCCAGCUCUGGUGCCGAGUUGUGUCGGUCAUGUUUGCCGCCCGCCCAUCAACUUGCUUCACUACGGCAAAGUCUUACUUGACUACUGUAUUUGAAUUGUAAUUGUUGUUCACAGUUCGCUUAUCAUCAUGUUAUUACUCAAAUUACUGUAUCUCAUUUUGUCUCUAAUAAUUUUUUGCUUUAUCAUGAAAAAUAGCACCCCCCCCUGCACUCCUCUGGUGCACCCCCGCACCCCCCCUCAGUAAAUCCAUCCCUGAGUAAAUAUAAUCCUAUGUAUUUUAUUUCUGUAGUUUGUAAUAACCCACUUGGUUUCCAAGAUGGUCGGGUUAAAGACAGCCAGCUCAAUGCUACCUCCUACAGAUCGUACAUGUAUGUUUCCAGACUUAGCCGCUCAUACAACAUGGAGGCGAAACAUGGCCGCUUGAACAACAAGCUUGCGUGGUGUGGUCUGGGCCCGUUCAAAGAUAUUCGUCCCGUUUCGUAUUUCCAGGUUGAUUUUGGUGGGUCGGUUAAUGUAACAGGUCUUGCAACACAAGGCUUUGACGAUUUGCAUCCUUAUUAUAUCAAGACUUAUAAACUUGGCUUUAGUUUAAAUGGACAAGAUUGGUUCGAUUAUAGCUCGCCCAAUAAGGUAAGUGGAUGAUGAUCAACUUUAUUUCAAACACACAAAUCUUUUCAACAUACUGUUGAUUUCCAAAAGAGGUGUGCUAAUAUUAUACAAAACACAGAUUUAUAAAACUUAUUUAAAUAUUACUAUAUUAAUUAUAUCCAACAUGCAAUAACUUAGUACUAUGGGACUAAACUGCAUGAUUGUGAAGUUCUUGUAGGUAUAUAUAGGGCUCACUGGUUCAUACCUAUAGCUUUAAUAUACACAUUCAAUUUCGCAGUUGAUCAAGCAAAUCGAUAUCAAGUUUUGCUCCAGCGCUUCUUCGGGCAUAGGUGAUCACCAUCGUUCUACUGGAUCACCAUCUUUCUACUGUAUCACCAUCUUUCUACUGUAUCACCAUUUUUCUAGUGUAUCACCAUCUUUCUAGUGUAUCACCAUUUUUCUGCUGUAUCACCAUUUUUCUACUGUAUCACCAUCUUUCUACUGUAUCACCAUCUUUCUACUGUAUCACCAUCUUUCUACUGUAUCACCAUCUUUCUACUGUACCACCACCAUCUUUCUACUGUACCACCAUCUUUCUACUGUAUCACCAUAUUUCUACUGUAUCACCACCAUCUUUCUACUUUAUCACCACCAUCUUUCUACUGUAUCACCAUCUUUCUACUGUAUCACCACCAUCUUUCUACUGUAUCACCACCAUCUUUCUACUGUAUCACCAUCUUUCUACUGUAUCACCAUCUUUCUACUGUACCACCAUCUUUCUACUGUACCACCAUCUUUCUACUGUAUCACCAUCUUUCUACUGUAUCACCACCAUCUUUCUACUGUAUCACCACCAUCUUUCUACUGUAUCACCAUCUUUCUACUGUAUCAUCAUCUUUCUACUGUAUCACCAUCUUUCUACUGUACCACCAUCUUUCUACUGUACCACCAUCUUUCUACUGUAUCACCACCAUCUUUCUACUGUAUCCCCACCUUCUUUCUACUGCAUCACCAUCUUUCUACUGUAUCAUCAUCUUUCUACUGUAUCACCAUCUUUCUACUGUAUCACCAUCUUUCUACUGUAUCACCAUCUUUCUACUGUAUUGCAGAUAUGGCAGGGUAACAAUGAUGGUAAUUCAAUAAACAGAGUUAUCUUCAGUAAAUCGAUCCAGACAAGAUAUUUUCGCAUAUAUCCUCAGAAGUACAAUUUAAAUAGAUGUCUCCGUGUUGAAGUCUAUGGAUGUCGCUCAAGUCAAAACGGUAGGUUGACAAACUGAGCAGGCUAAUAGCACAGGGAAAAUAGACAAUUCCCAUUAUAGACUAAUUUUAAUAUAUAUCAUUUUAAAUGUUCUUUCAAAUAAGACAAACUUAAUUGAUAUUGCCGUAUCCCUUUAAGGCUCAAAAUAGCUAGACAAGGUAUCUUUCCGCGAGACCAGACAGCACUCCCCAAGGAUUUCGACGGUUGUGUUUUAAGAAAUUUUUCAAAAAUAAGAAUCAGGAUAAUUUUGUAUACGUGGAUACAACAGCUCAGUAAAACUUGAUUUCUUUUGAACUUUCUUCAUGAAUUAUUCAUGAUUUUCACAAACACUUUUAACCUGUGUUAUUUGUUUUACAGGCCAUCAGACUUUGCUACCAACUACACAAAUGACGUCACCUCUGAUAUCGGCAACCCGGACGCCUGCGUUACAGACACCAUCGAUAACCGUUGCAAAUUCUGAUAUCAAUGGCGAAGCCAAGACUACCAACGCGGAAAUCGCUCCUAGCCAAACAUAUACACCAAGUAGUUUGCCGGGUCAGACGAAGACCGACACUCGUGCAACCUCGGUAACUCGAGACAAUGUAGUGUUGUUGCUUGGUGUCUGUAUUGGUGGUGCUGUGUUGGUCAUCAUCACCAUUCUUGUUUUCAUGUUAUUGAGAAGGAGCUCACGCACACGAGGGGCCAAGAUAACUCGCAGGUAUCACACCACUUGUUUCCAGCUACCAAACUGACGUUAUGUUAUUUGAUCAAUAGAUGAUCAAUAGAUGUCAUUUGAUCAAUAGAUGAUUAUGUCAUUUGAUCAAUUUCUAAAGUUGUUUCUUUUUGGACUUUUUUUUAUUAAUUUCGUUAGGGUUAGAGUUAAGGUUGAGUUUCACAAAUUCAUGUACUAUUUAAAACACGAGUAGGAGUGUUUUAUCAGAUAUAAAACGCGAGGCGCAGCCGAGCGUUUUAUGUCUGAUAAAACACGACAACGAGUGUUUCGAAUAGCUUAAAAUACGACUACAAAAGAAUACUGAUUAGGAUGAACCAUUAUAUAAACAUACGUACUAAUUAGGAUGAACAAUUAUAUAAUGCCACUUGCUUUAUCAGAUAUAAAGUCACUCCACGUGACAUAUUAUGGCCGACAUGAUUUGCCACAAGGUUUAUGAAUUAUUAAUGAGUAUUUUAAGUACUAUUUAAAAAACGAGCAGGAGUGUUUUAUUAGGUUUAGACCUAAUAAAACACGACCCGCGAGUUUUUUAAAUGACUUCAAAAACGUAAGCAUAAUAAGUCAAAUCUUUAUAUAAAAAUCUUUAUAUAAAAACCUUUAUAUAAAAAUCUUUAUAUAAAAAUCUUUAUAUAGUUUGCAUAACAAUGGUCUUUUGUUAAAGUGUUCUUUAGCUGGUAUAAAGACGUAUGCACGUGACUAAUUUCUUACUCAAGAUUGGAUAAUUGCUUCAUGAAUUAUUAAUGAGUUUUUGAAGUACUAUUUAAUAAACGAGUAGGAGUGUUUUAUCACAUAUAAAACACGACGCGUAGCGGAGUGUUUUAUAUGUGAUAAAACACGAACUACGAGUUUAUUAAACAGCUUCAAAAACGUCUCAGUUAGAUCACGGCAUUGGCGAAAUAAUUUUCCAAAAUAACUUUGUAUUAGCUGAGAAAAUACAAGUUGAAAUUUGAAGCGUGUUUUAUCACAUAUAAAGACACGUCACGCUUAUGACUUCUCUUUGUGUUUUCCUCAUGAAUUAUUAAUGAGUUUUUGAAAUAUAUUUAUUGUUAUUUUAGAAACUUAGUGGAAUGUCAAAUCGCUUUGGAACCAAAAAAUCCGGAAAGGUAAACUCUUUCAAAACGUUUCUAUAUUUGCUAAUUGCACGCGUGUAUACACAACAAGUUCUCUAUCCAGGUGAUCUUGAUACGCGGAAAAGUACUGGCACUAGUUGUCAAAUAGAAAUCCAUUUUAUGAUUAAAACAACUGAAUAUCUCCUGUAAUAUACUUUAUUUCGAUUCCAUAUUUUUGUCAGAGCUAUAGUUCUCAUAACCAAACAUAAUUACAAAAUUUCAACUAGUUUCAUAAAAAAUAAUGAAAGAUAUAAUUGACCAUUUGCGUAAUAGACUAAAUUUUGAACUCAACAAAAAUUUCAUCACAGCUUGAAAGAGCAUCACAAAAUUAGUAAUAUUCCAAAGUUUCGUUGCGAAAUGUUGUAAAAUGCGGAAAAUAUAGCCUUGCGAAGUUUGCAAUUUUCAGUCAUUUUAGAUUACAAAUGGGAAAUUUACAGCCCCAAACCCUUUGAGGCUGUCAAUUUUCCAUUUGUAAUCUAAAAUGACUGAAAAUUGCAAACUUCGCAAGGCUAUAUUUUCCGCAUUUUACAGCAUUUCGCAACGAAACUUUGGAUAAUUACUAAUUUUGUGAUGCUCUUUCAAGCUGUGAUGAAAUUUUUGUUGAGUUCAAAAUUUAGUCUAUUACGCAAAUGGUCAAUUGACUGAAUACAUCAAAAUGGAUUUCUAUUCGGACAACCCUUUCUGAGCGCUGAUUGGCUAAAAUACGAACACGAGAUCACCUGGAUGGAAACGUAAUUUAAAAUUAAUAUUAAUGCCCAGUAUGAGCAUUAGCUAUAGUAUUCAUUUUUAAAUCCAUCCAUGAAACGUUUUUGGUUUGUUCUGUCCGCCACAAAAGCUACUGUAUAUAACUGGCUAAAAUAAUAUUGUCUGGUUUGUUUAGGCUUGUCAAUGAAGGUUUUGUGUAGACAUGGUCACUUCUAUAUUUGCCAGCUGAUCAAAACCAGGCUUGUAUGGUUAGUUAUCCACUAUAUAUAUUUCAUAUGCUAGUUGUGUUUAGAUCUUAUGCUAGUUAGGCCGGGACCGUCUCGAAAUCUCGACACUUCUCUAUUGUGACUAAACUGCUAAAAAUCUCUUACUAGAAGUUUGAACACACAUAGUAAAACACUCAUGGUAAAGAUUGUGCUCAUCCAACCAUUAAAAUUCAAAAUUAUUUUUUACCCAAAUAUAUAUUAUCAAAUAUCAAUUAAAAAAUAAAUACCCACACCUGUCCAAAAACUUUACAAAAGGAUACCAUUCAGUUGUCACACAUGUCCUUUCCAUUUGAGUUUGAUUGUGCAAUUUUCUGCAGUGUAAUGUUUCAUGUUGUCUGUAUAUGUACUUUCUUUGGGGACACCAUUUGCCUGAUGACUGGAAAAUGGUGACUCUGAUUGAUUUACAUAUUGUAUUGACAUAUGACUGUUGACAUGGCUUUUUAGUCUUCAAUAUUUUAGCAAGUCCUACGCUUUGGAAAUGACCAUAAAUUUUUAUCACCCAACCCUUGAGUUGUUUCCAUAGAUAUCUUAUAUACACUAGAUAGCGCAUCUCUUUUAGUAAAAUUGAAGCCAAAAAUAUUCCAGCGGUUACCCCCAUUUGAAUAGAUGGCGGCCAUGUUGGUCGUUCCCACUUGCUAAUAAACGCUUAAAAACAACGACAACUUUCAUCAUUUGAAUGGUUUAAAAAGUAUUUGAAAUAGGGUUAACUUAAUGUUUAAGUUCCCUGUUUAAGAAGUAGAAAACAUACGAAUCUUCUCAUUUCAUGGGAACUACCUGAGACUGCAAUCACAGCUUCAAUUUUUGAAUUGCAGAAUAAUUAGAUGCACUAUCUAGUGUAUAUAAGAUAUCUAUGGUUGUUUCUCAUUUACCCUGCAGCCUUUUACCCACUCAAACUUUUUGUUUACCCAACCCCUUUAAGUCUCACCUCCCCCCACCCCCAUUCAGGGAAAAGUGUCGAAAUUUUGAGACGGGCCCUUAGUAACCAUAUAAUCACGUAGUUUAUUCGUAUUUUCGAUAUUGUCAGAUCGGUAAUAGAUUGCGGUGAAAUUUCAGUAUUAAUUCAAUCGUCCGUUUCGUUAAAAACGUUUUUUAAAAAGGUGAGUGCCAAUGGGUUGUUGGUUUUUUUUUCAACAAAUUUUUGUAAAGUUUCGUUAGACAUUGCAAUUUGUCUGACCCGUUUCACGUUUUAGUGCUAAAUGUAAAUGAUAUUCUGGUCACCUAACCAGUCGUGUAUACUUGCUGUUUACUCCAGGCUGAAAAUCAAAAAUUCCAUAUUUUUACUUUUUUACCUAAAGGGAUAUAGCAAUAUAAAUUAUAUGUUUGUCUUAUUUGAAAGACCAUUUAAAAUGAUAUAUAAACUUUCUUUACAAUUAUUCCGUAUCUUGCUUGGUUUUCGAAAUAAAUCGACUUGUUAUAUAGCUAGCAUGAACACCAAACGUGAUUGGCUGAUUUGUGGUCACGUGACUUCAGAUAAAUGCAAUGUUUCCCGCCGGGCAACAAGUGAAAAAUUGUUGCCCGCCCCGACCGGCCACGUACAUAAAUAAACAAAAUGGCGGCACAACUACGAUAAUUAGAAACUACGAUUUUCCAAGUUUGUGUUCAAAUAAAGAAUGUAAAAGGGAAGAAAAAUACAGAACAGGAAACAGGAUAUGCUGCCGAAACCGUUUAAGUAGGUUCUUUAAUUUUAAACUCGUUUACUCUAUAGAGUUUUUGCCACGAAAAACAAUUGUUGUAUACGGGAAUGUUGUUGAAGCUGAUUUUUGUUCGUUGCUAUAUAACAAAACACUUAAUGUCUGUUCCCUCGGGAAAUAGUUAGUUUUGUUUUCCCUCGAAUCUCAAUGUUUCCCUCGACUUCGUCUCGGGAAACAUUGAGACUCUCGGGAAAACAAAACUAACUAUUUCCCUCGGGAGCAGACAUUAAGUGUAUAUUAUUUUGAUCCUGUUUUGAUCAAAAGCAGCUUGCAUUCCGCCAUCUUGGAUAUGCAUUCGAUAUGAUGCGUCACAAGCAUAGAUAUCUUGCUUAUAUACACUAGAUAGCGCAUCUCAUUUAGUAAAAUUGAAGCCAAGAAUAUUCCAGCGGUUACCCCCAUUUGAAUAGAUGGCGGCCAUGUUGGUCGUUAAUAAACGCUUAAAAACAACAAUAACUUUCAUUAUUUGAAUAGUUUAGAAACGUAUUUGGAAUAGGGUUAACUUAAUGUUUAAUUUCCCUGUUUAAGAAAUAGAAAACAUACGAAUCUUCUCAUUUCAUGGGAACGACCUGAGACUGCAAUCACGGCUUCAAUUUUUGAAUUGCAGAAUAAUUAGAUGCACUAUGUAGUGUAUAUAAGAUAUCUGGUCACAAGUAGUUUAAAAAGCGAAAUUUUUAUCUUGCAAACCACUUGUCAUCAAUAUGAGACUAAGAAACUUUUCGAAGAAAUUUAGUCCCACAUGAAGAAGUUUUAACCCUGCUUGUGACGUCAUCAAAAACUCAGGUCAAUUAUGUCGAUUAUAAUACCAAGAUGGCGGACUGCACACUGUUUUUGGUCAAAAUAUUUCGAAAACCAAGCAAAGUACGAAAAGGUUGUAAAGGAUUUUCAUAUAUAAAAGUUCUUUCAAAUAAGACAAAGUUAAUUUUUAAAUUUAUUGCCAUAUUUCUAUUAAAACACCAUAUUGUAUUUGUUUUUACUAGGGUAUUACUCGAUAAGUGCCUUAAAUCUGGUAGUUGUAGCUAUAUGACGUGAUCACGCAAGGGGUCUGUUCUUAAAAUAUCAUUAAUGUGGGUCUCAUGUUGGGUAAUUGCAAUGUGUUAACGAAACUUAAACUUCUCAAAUAGGUAGGAAUGAUAAUUGAUUAAAAUAAUUAUAUGCGUGAAUGCAGUGCGAUAAAAUAUUUUUUUAAUUUGUUUAAAAUGAUUUCAAGAAGUAGAUGUAUAUAUUUAUAUUUUUUGUACAGACUUCAGUGAAAGUUUGUACAGCGUACUAGAUAGUUUUCUCAUUUACAUCAAAUAAUUUAUUUUGUAUAAAAUUAUUGUACAGAACUUCAGUGUAAGUUUGUGCAUGUUUUAUGAUAGCGGUAUACCUUACUCGUGCUUAAAUUCGCAUGGUAUUAGAAUUCGCGUAGACUACAGUGGCAGGUUUUCUACAGUAACACAGAAUACUGAAUGUCAGAAAAGCAAUUAGCGAUUACUCUUUGCAUGUGACAUUGGGCCAUCCAUUUAAUAUAGGCACACCCCUCCCCAUAUUGAGGGGUCCCUUCAUAAUCCCCUUAGGAUAUAAAAAAUUUGGAACCCCCUUGGAUGCAAUUUGUGGAAGUUGCCUCACAGGAUAUCUUACUAACCCCUUUAGGAUAUUGCUUUUUCCCUCUUGGAUAUGAGGAUAUCACCAAAACACCUAAUUUGUGCCUUUUUUUAAAAAAAAUAUCUCAAGCUACCCUCUAGGAAAAUUUAAGAUGAAGAUCCACUCCUCCCCCGAUGGAUAUCCAGACCCUUAAUAGAGGGGGGGGGGACAUAUUAAAUGGAUUGGCCCAUUAUCAAUAUUAACAACAAAUGUAUUGGCUAGUAUAUAUUAUAUGCAUCCACAAAAAAUGAGACUGCCCUGCCAAUUUUUUUCUUGGGAUUUGGAAAUUUCAGAAAGCAUUAAGUAUCGAAUGUCAUUGUAACAAAGAAAAACAUUAUUUCAUGUGAUAUUCUAGUUUUUGUAUCGUUUCAAAUUCAAAUUGCAUGCGUGAAAACAUCGCAAUUUGGGUGCGCGGAAUAAAAUCGCACGAAUUUAAAACCGAGAGAAAAUGAAUACCACGCGAAUGUAAAUGCGAGUAAGGUAUAUUUCAAAGCAAUAAUUUGCAAUUGAUGUAAUUUUUUAUAUUUGUACAGAACGUCAGUGCAUGUUUGUACGUUAUCACAGGAUACUAAAUAUUAAAAUAUCGCAAAUCCUCUAUUACUCCCCCUGUCGUAAACCACCUCUCUAACCCCCCCCCCUCCAAUUUUUGUAUACUCUAUUCCUGAGGAAGGCGUUUAAGCCUUCCCUCCUCCAUUAAGCCACCUUCCCCUUUACAUCGAAGAAGAUCAUUUGUACCUCACCUCUCUUUAUCAACCCUUCCCCCACCCUCUUUAUCAAGCCUCCCCCCGCCCUCUAUAGUAACCCCUCUACAGUAACCCCUCUCCCCUCUACAAUAACCUCUACAAAACAUGGCUGAAAUAAAAAAAGCACACCUACGCCCCACCCCAGGGGGGGGGGGCGGGCCUAAUAGAGGAUUUACGAUAUUACAAAAUAUUCUUCAGAAAAGCACAUGCAUACACUAAGAAUGCCAAGACGUACGUUGAAUGUACGCUACAUUAAGGGUACAGAAUUCCAGUGUGAAUUUGUACAUAUUUUAAUUAUUUCACAUUGUGUACCCAGCAUAGUUUAUACACCUUUGAAAAUCAGAGUGAAUUUUCUCAUCAAUUGUAUAGUGCUCCAGUGAGAGUAUGUACAGAGGACUGUAGAGUAAAUUAUUAUAGUUUUAUAUUGAAAAUUAUUUAUGCAGAAUACCAGUGUGUAUUUGUAUAUGCGUCUUCAUGCAAUCGUAAUCAGGAUGUUCUUUGGAAACUUGGCAAGUCUUGCAAAAAUAAAUCCCUGAAUAUUGCACUAUUGCGACUCAAAAAUAACGCACCCACAGUAACUCUCAAAAUUUUCACUAAAAUUAUCACUCCAGUUUAUGGGCAACUUUUCUCAGUUUAUUUAGUAAAGUUUCAAAUUUAUUUAAAAUUGUUUGUUCAAAAAUUCAUCACGCUGGCAAUUAAUUAUUCAGCACAUUUUCUCCCAGUACAGCAGGCUCCAUUUUUCCAGCGGACUUUCAAUGAAAAAUUGAAAACCUUACGUUUUACUACGUUUUACACAGAGCUGACAUUUUGUGUGAGAUGUCCGCUGACAAUUUUGUGUGAGAUGUCCGCUGACAAUUUUUUGUAAGAUAUCCGCUGACAAUUUUUUGUAAGAUGCCCACUGACAAUUUUUUGUAAGAUGUUCGCUGACAAUUUUUUGUAAGAUGUCCGCUGAUUAUUUUGUGUGAGAUGACAAUAUGAGCCCGCACGAGUGGGAGAAAAUUUCAAAAAUUGGUAAAUUUGCCCAACGUGCAUUUUCUCCACUAUGCACUAGUUGGGUAGACACUAACAAAAUGUUAGAACAAAAACUUUGCCAAGUUUCCAGAAAAGAUCUUGCUUGACUCCGUUCCUUUCUACCGUAAACAAUAUGUUGUAUUGAUAUUUAACCUUACAAGGUUGUUGUAGUAAUCGUGAUUGUAAUGUAAUGUAAUCACUGAUCUAAUAGUAGACUAUUAAUCAGUGAAUGUAAUGUAUUGGUCUUAAUAGUGGCACCAUUUCUUAUUAACCAUUUGUCCUUGUCAUCUCGUGCUGUUUUUUUCCUUCCGUUGUUUGCUCCGUACUACGAGUACUUUCAGAAUGCGGAUCUCGGAUUGCGGACCUCAGGAUCCCGAGAUACCGUUUUAUCCAGGUCUGUUAAUUUAUCUAAUUUUCUUAGUUCUAAUUGUUCUCCUAGAAAAAACUAGUGAGGACUUUAAUUUUGACCAUUCAAUAUAUACACUAGUUGCAGGGACGUGGUUAGUGUGACAGUGGAAAUCAAUCAGAAAAAGCUCUAUUAUAAUUAUUACACUUCCGGGAAUUUUUUAAAAUUGAAGUUCAAAUUCAGGUAAAGUCCUCCAACCCCCCUCCCCCCCCACACACACUUCAGAUGCUUCGCUACGUCCCUCUAGUUGCAAUAUGGUUAUAAAGAAAUGGCGCCAUGAACUGUUGUUAAAUGUUUUGUCAAAACUUUAGUUAGUUCUUGUUGAAGUUAUGCCGAUCAAAUGUAUUCCAAACUGUUCUCAAUAAAGAACAAAGAUCUCUAUUAUAA
Paramuricea clavata is the source of this 15779-nucleotide messenger RNA. Lineage: Eukaryota; Metazoa; Cnidaria; Anthozoa; Malacalcyonacea; Plexauridae. The record is from the annotation of a GenBank genome assembly.